AGAAGCAGCAGCAGCGGAAGAAGAAGAAGAAGGCUGUCAUGGGGGAGCUACGGGUGCUGGAGCUGUACAGUGGGAUAGGAGGGAUGCAUUAUGCUCUACAGGAGAGUGACAUACCUUCCCAGGUCGUGGCUGCCAUCGAUAUAAACACAACCGCCAAUCUAAUCUACAAGCACAACUUCCCUGACACCCCCCUCUGGAACAAGACCAUCGAGGGCAUAUCAUUGGAUGACUUCAAUAAAUUAUCUUUUGAUAUGAUUUUGAUGAGCCCUCCUUGCCAACCUUUCACCAGGAUUGGGCUUCAGGGGGACAUUACUGAUCCAAGAACCAAGAGCUUCCUCUACAUCCUUGACCUCCUGCCCAGGCUGUCCAGGCUGCCCCGCUUCAUCCUCCUGGAAAAUGUGAAAGGCUUUGAGACGUCCUCAGCCAGGGAACGCUUGGUGAAAACGCUCACGGAAUGUGGAUAUGAAUUUCAGGAGAUCAUGGUUUCCCCUCCAAGUGUUGGGAUCCCAAAUUCAAGACUGCGUUAUUUCCUGAUUGCCAAGAUUUCAACUGGACAGUUGAGCACCCAGACAAGUUUAAAGAUUUUAGAUGCCUUUCCACAUGCUGCCAAGAGUGAUUCUGCUGAGAAGCCCAAAGUUUUGAGUCCUACCUGUCAAUGUACCAGCAAACCAGAGGAGGAAAUGCAGAGUGGAGGUGUCCUGUAUAAAUUAGAGACACGAACGGAGUCACAGAGGAAGAUUGAUCAGAACAGUGAUCUGUCUGUCAGGGAGAUCCAGGACUUCUUGGAACCACAGACGGAAGUCAACAUGGAACACUAUCUGCUUCCUCCUAAAACACUGCUACGAUAUGGUCUUCUCUUGGACAUUGUUAAGCCCAAAUGCAGGAGGUCUGUCUGCUUUACUAAAGGCUAUGGGCGAUAUGUGGAGGGAACUGGCUCAGUACUGCAGAGUUCAGUGGAAACUGAGGUUGAGAGUGUGUUCAUGGGUCUGGACCAGUGUUCUGAAGAGGAGAAACUCCAGCGGUUGUCAAAAUUAAAGCUCCGAUAUUUUACCCCCAGAGAAGUGGCCAACCUCAUGGGCUUCCCUCAAAGUUUCUCCUUUCCAGAGCAGAUCUCUACCAUUCAGCGAUACCGAGUGUUGGGAAAUAGCCUCAAUGUUUUGGUCGUGUCCAGACUCCUACAGCUGCUGGUCUCGUAGCACUUUGGACGUUCUGGGGACGAGACCUUUUUGUGAGUGAGUGUGAUUAUAUAUGACUGGGUUCUCUGGCUUGUGGAUGUGUUUAAUAAUGUAUUAUGUUGUUUUCGUUGGGGAUGUUAAGUGGUCAAAUGUUGGUUACAUACAUUUCUUCCAUGGAGCUUCAGACGGUAGGUGUCUCCCUGAAUGCUUGUUUUUUAGGAGCAGAAUUCUUCUUUUUUUUAACAUUUUAAAUCUAAAAUGGUUAUUUUGUGCUGAAAUGUGUGCAGCACUCGAGGUUUUUAUAUCUAUAAGUUGAAGUCAUGAAAAUCUUGUAUUUCCAUCAUUUAUCCACAUUGUGCAUCUUUUGUUUGCCUCUCUGAUUCUCCAUAUGUAAUUUCUGCAUCAGAAUAAAUACUAUUUAUGAAA
Messenger RNA from Amphiprion ocellaris (clown anemonefish), 1601 nucleotides. It is a transcript of the gene trdmt1, whose product is annotated as tRNA aspartic acid methyltransferase 1. Gene Ontology annotation, molecular function: methyltransferase activity. The record is from RefSeq and is a predicted model, not a curated record. Bases 39 to 1196 code for a protein of 385 amino acids. NCBI's taxonomy places the organism in Eukaryota, Metazoa, Chordata, Actinopteri, Pomacentridae. The transcript has 11 exons.